This is a messenger RNA of Penicillium oxalicum, 1755 nucleotides long. RefSeq names its product deoxyribodipyrimidine photo-lyase PHR1. Gene Ontology annotation, biological process: entrainment of circadian clock by photoperiod; circadian regulation of gene expression. The coding region runs from base 1 to 1755 and encodes 584 amino acids. Gene Ontology annotation, cellular component: cytoplasm; nucleus. Lineage: Eukaryota; Fungi; Ascomycota; Eurotiomycetes; Eurotiales; Aspergillaceae. The record is from RefSeq and is a predicted model, not a curated record. The transcript is spliced from 2 exons. Gene Ontology annotation, molecular function: FAD binding; DNA binding.
AUGGCCCCGAAGCGCAAGAUGUCGAAUUCUACUGAGGGCAAGUCAUCUCCGCCCGCCCGGGGACAGAAGAAGAGCAAGGCGGUGGAUUUGAGCCAACCUCACCCCAACGCCAAAUCCACCGAGGAGUUUGGCAUUGUUCAGCGGGAAUUCUAUCCCCCUGAAAUGAGCAAUGAGCGAUGCAUGGCCUACAAUGACGGCACCCUGGAGCGACCGAUUGACCUGCUGGAGAGGACCUGCAAAGACACGGCCGAGUCAAGACGCGCCGCGAAGCCAGGCAAAGCGGUGGUCCACUGGUUCAAGACCGACCUGCGUGUGCAGGAUAACCGAGGACUUCAUGCCGCGUACGAAUUGGCCAAAGAGCACCAGAUUCCUUUGAUCGGUGUCUACAUCGUGUCGCCGCAAGACUGGUCGGCGCACGUGACAAGCCCGGCUCGUGUGGACUUCACUCUCCGCACUUUGCAUCUGCUUCAACGAGACCUUGCGAAGCUGGACAUUCCGCUUUAUAUCGAAACCCAGGAGGACCGGAAGAACAUCCCAAACCGCAUCGUCGAGCUCUGCCAAAAUUGGGGUGCGAACCACCUGCGCGCAAACAUCGAGUACGAAGUGGAUGAGCUCCGGCGAGAGGCCAAGGUCGUCCGUCUCUGCGCUCGAAGCGGGAUUGACUUCACUCCUCUGCAUGACACCUGCGUGGUCACGCCGGGGGUUCUGUGGACGGGCAGUGGCAAGCAGUAUGCUGUUUACACCCCAUGGUUCAAGGGGUGGCUGGCCUACCUUAAGGAGAAUCCCGAUCUUCUGGAGCUUUCGGACAGUCCCCAGUCAAAUCCAGCCAGUGCGCGGAAAGAAUUUGGCGAACUGUUUGAUUGCAAGAUCCCUGCGGCACCCCAAAACAAGACGGUGACCCAGGAGGAAGCCAAGCGAUUCGCCGGCCUCUUCCCGGCGGGUGAACACGAGGCCAGGAGACGGUUGGAGAAAUUCCUGAAGGAAAAGUGUCCCGAUUAUGCAAGAGAUCGCAGCAUGCUGACCGGCGAGCCCACCUCGGUCCUGAGCCCCUACUUCGCCUCCGGUGCGUUGAGCGCGCGCACGGCGGUGGUGAUGGCCAAGAAAGACAACAAAAACCAACUGGACCGGAAUAGUCAAGGACAUAUGCAUUGGAUCAGCGAGGUAGCGUGGCGCGACUUUUAUCGUCAUGUGCUGGUGCAUUGGCCUUUCGUCGGAAUGAACAAAUGCUUCAAGACCGAGGCUACCAAUAUUGAGUGGGAGUAUGACGAAGAGCAGUUCCAGGCGUGGUGUGACGGCAAGACUGGUUACCCCAUUGUGGACGCUGCCAUGCGCCAACUCAAGCAUUCUGCCUGGCUGUCAAAUCGAUCGCGCAUGGUGGUAGCCUCCUUCUUGUCCAAAGAUCUGCUGAUCGACUGGCGUCGUGGGGAGCGGCAUUUUAUGGAGUAUUUGGUCGACGGCGACUUCUCGUCCAAUCAUGGCGGAUGGGGCUUUGGCGCCAGCACUGGCGUUGACCCUCAACCGUACUUCCGCAUCUUCAAUCCUCUUCGACAGAGCGAGAACUUCGAUCCAGAUGGAGAGUAUAUUCGAGAGUGGCUGCCUGAAUUGCGCGAUAUCAAGGGCAAAGCCAUCCACGACCCAUAUCAUCGAGGAGCCGGCCCGAUCGCGCAAAAGAACGGAUAUCCCAAGCAGAUCGUGGAUCACUUUGCCAGUCGAGAUCGAGCUCUGGCCCGAUACAAGGCCGCUCUGCAGAAGUAG